CGGGAAGUCAUUGGAAUUUCCCUGUAGAAGAAAAAAUAUUAAACGUGAAUUUUUAUCUUUAAGUUUCCAGUUUAAAGAACAUACGAACAAACAUAUGUUAGCACAACGAAUUCCUCGUAUAGCCAGACAAAUAUGCUGAUUGUUAAACAAUUCACUGACAAUACACAUGUGCUGAGAGUGAGUUAUACAAGGUGAACAAUGUCCCAGCAGCGACUGCACAGCCAAGUCUCCGAAGAUGCUGUUGCCGACUUUCAUUCGAGGGAAUCCAACGGAGGUCAACAACAGCGGUCUGCAGGUCAGUCUGCAGCAGAGAGAAAUCGAGGAAGUUUGGGACAGACUCAAGGGCAGAGAAGAAAUGGCAAAAAGACUGCACCAGAUGCCAGAUCGGUGGACAGUGGAUAUUCUGAUGCAAGUUUUUCAUCAACUGAUGCAAGUGUUUCUGAAUACAGAGACAAUCCUAGUAUUGGUCUGAGCCCAAAUCGAGUCGAAGGCUACGAGUCCCAGUCCAUCAGUCAGACAUCAAACUCUUCAAGUGACACUUCGCAGAUUAUAACAUCAGUGAGCCGCAACGUGUCUAAUCUCAUUGACAAUAAUGUGAAUCUUUCAUCCAGUUCGAGUUCUUCAUCUCUUCCCAAUCCCGAGGUAGAGGGUUGCUCUAGUGUAGCGUCCAGGUUGGACUCCAUUGCCCGCGAGUCGUACACAGAUGAAGAGGUUGAAGAAUAUACCUGGGCGAUGCCGUAUGAAUUGAAGGAGGAGUACCAGGAUGCUAUGAUUUUAUACAGCGAUAUGGAUAAAGAUGAGGUGGAAUUAUUUUAUUCCAGUCUGUUGAAGAACGUACGUCUGAGGGACCACAAAAGUCCUAAAGUUGUCAAGUUCGAGGAAUUUGCUGUUUCAAUUGGCUCAAAGAUUAAAACUUUAGAGUUCGGGUUAGAGCGCUGUACUUAUGCAUUUAUAUUUUUAACUGAAAAUUUUAUUAAAGAUACUUGGGCAGAGUUUUCAGGUGAAACCUGUUUGAUGGAAGCCAUCUACAACCCAGAGAAGCGCUGGUGUGUUGUGCCUGUUUUCACUCAACCAAAGAGGAAUUGCACCUUUAAGGUACCUUCGAGCAUUAAUUCACUGAAAGGAGUCCAGUACUGGAGUGGUUCCAGUGACAAAUUUUACAAUGACUCGGUUAAGAAGCUUUUAGAUGAAAAGCUUCAUAUUCGAAAAAGAAGUGAAGCUGUUUUAAGGAAAAAACGGAGACACUGGCUUAAGGAAUACAAGACUAAGGAAUUUUUGGAAAAGAUUGAGGACGAAAGAGAGGAAAGGCAGCAGGAGGAGAGAUUAAAAGCUCAGGUCCAUCAUGCACAGUCAAUGCCUAACAUGAUGGAACAUCAGCAGAAAGUACAGCUACACCAAUCAUACAGCAUACCAGCUGGUCCUCUUGUAAAUAACCAAACUCAAAGUCUGUAUAUGUAUCCGCAACAGAUGUUCGCAGACCAGUAUCAGCAAUCUAUGUACCAGAAUAAUCCAAGUUGCUGUCUUCCUGUCACUGAAUCGGGGACACCUAAUAAUCAGACAGGACAGCUGGCCCUUUUAAGAAGUCACUUGAGUGGGUCAAGUCUAUCAAUGUCCUGUUCAGGUCAAGAAAACCAACAGUCUAGUGCAUCGUGGAGAGAACCGCCAUCUUCUCUUGACAGUAAUGUUGUUGCUGAUGCUCCAAAUUCUUUGAGGCAGCAAUCCAUAAACCAUUCAGCAUACCAGGGGUAUGCACAACAAGGUAUGGGAUUGAUGGGUAGUCAUCAUGCUAUUCCACAACAGAUGUCUGGACAUAUGCCAGUCCACACACAUGCAGGUCAUGAUAACUGGGCAAUGGCUGGUCCACAAUAUACAAAUAGAAGGCUCCCAGAUCAUGUAAAUAUGGAAAGUAUGCAAGCAAUGGCUGGUCCUCAAAAUACACCACCAAAUGUGGGUGGAAAUAUGUCGGAGCAGAGAUAUGGGAGUCAAGGCAACCAAGCAAUGGUUGGUCCUCAAAGUAUGGCUGGUCCACAGAAUGUUUCUGGACAUGGUAGAGGUAUGCAGACAGUGGUUGGCCCUUCAGGCAUGGCAUCAAAUGUGGCUGAAAUGAGAAGUCAUCAGAAUAUGUCUCCAAAUAUGACUGGAAUGGGGGCAGGACAGGGUUCUGUGAGUGGUAUGGAAUCGGUGAUGAUGCAGAAAAUGUCAACGCUGUCAGGUCAUGAACCUGUGAGAAGUAUGGAAACAAAUGUUUAUCCUCAGGGUGUGCCACACAACAUGGUAGGAACACUGACGGACCAGGAGCAUGCUAGAGAUACAAAAACAAAGAUUGGUCCUCAAACUGUGACACAAAAUAUGACUGGGAAACCGAUGCCACAGGAUGGUAGUCGAUUCAAUUAUGCAAUGCCAAAUGCAAUGCCAAAUGCUAUGUCACAAAUGGGACCAGGAUCAUACAGAACUGAUAUCAGUGGAUUGACACGAGGAGAAACUGGAGGUGAAUAUGAUGCGAGGCAUGUUAUCAUCCACAAUCACUAUUAUCCACCAACAUCGGAACAAAUGAGGCCACUGAACAUCAUUAAUCCUGGUGUUGUCCAGAUUGGAGAAUCUAAUGUGGUAAGCGGACCUACUGAUGGCAUAUCCUCCACAGCACCUCCUGAACAAAUGGAAGAACAUGAUGACGAGGAUACGGAGAGUGAAAGCACUUUAGUAGAAGAGAGUGACAGAGGCAUGCAGUCUCAGGCUUUCAGAAAUAUUUUGGACAUGCCUGAUCCACACAAUCCAGCACCAGUUUCACAGGAUAACCUGCCGAGUGACGAUCCUACAGCAUUCAUCACACCACACCAGUACAAUCCCGGACUGCACGGCACUCAGCUGAAGUACGUCGAGGAAUCAGUCCCAUCCAACGUGCAAUCCGGACACCAGAGACAGCAACAGCAAGUGUUUCCAUGUUAUCCUGCUCCAAGAGCAAGCACACCUGUGGCACUUGGAGAACCAGCUGCUGCUCCGUUCAGAUCUAUGAUUAACAAAUCGCUGAAUGCAAUGCCCAGGCCUGUUUGCGUCACUGGACCCAUGCAGCAGAGUGUAAGAGGCACUGCGCCGGGGCAGACUGUUGAAGGAUCCAGACCCAUGCUGAAUAUUACUGCACAGAAGCCUGGCCGUGCAACAGUGUCAAAUCUGGCAUCUCGAAUGGACCAACUUCAAAUGGAGCAGACAGUGAAAAAGUUUGUUGAUGAUCCAUCGGUACCGAUUCCGAGCAUUGGAUGUGCCAUACAAGAUGUUGUGUUUGAACAGACAACAGCAAAGACAGUCGAUGAUCAGCAUGAGACAAGAGAACAAGGAUACGAGGAUGUGGAUGAUGAUGACUUAUUUGAUCAGACGUUACUCAAGCAGCACCACGUAAGUCCUGUAUCUCCUUCUGCUUUCACGGGUUCUAGACCAGACUGUGUGACCACAUCUUCAGACAAAUCCACCACAGCUGUGAACUCGCCCUUUGGUCUUCUUUCUAACACAGAUGAGUUAGAGAGUAAAAAUCCCAGCCCAGAAGGAGACCCUAAGAUAGACCACACCACCGUACAAGAUGGACACUGUGAUACCUGUGGCGUCGUCGUCAUCGACGAUGGAUCAGUUUUAGAGUCAUUGCCAGUGAGCGUGGCGCUAUGUGAUGCCAGGUCUUACAGCAGUUCAGUGGAUCCUGAUUUUGGCGCUGCAGGGAUCAGUCCGGAAAAUUCUUUUAACUCCAAUAGUAAAUUUAUUGUGUCUGGUGCCUUUGGUGAUAAGAAGAAUUCAAGUAAUGAAGUGACAUGCAUGACCGAAGAUCAUCCAGUUGAUGAGAAAUGUAGUACUAUGUAGUGUUAGGAAUCGGUUGGAAUUCUGUCAUCGAUCAUCAGUUAUAAUAGAUUGCAUGACACUAUCAACUCUUUGAUUCUGCAGUCAGAAAAUGACGGUAUAUGAACAGGGGUCGUGCGUUUCAGAUGUAAGGGGGGGGGGGUGGUUCGCAGAGACCAUGGCCCUUCCCCAAGGCUGACCCUGUACAUUACCAAAUUAGCCAGUUGCUAAUUUUUAUACAAAAUUUCUUCUUUGGCAAAUAAAAUAUUCCUCAAAUUAACCACAUUUUUAUAAAUUUAAGGAUAUUCUCUACAUUUCUCAAAAUUGGCUAUUUAAACCAAAAUUUGUUCCAGUUUGAGUUCUGCUUCCUACUUUACUCCUUUAUUAUUGUUCUUAGAAGGCUGGAAAUGCCGUAUUCGUAAAUAUGGACAGGCACCAUAUAAGAUAAGUACUGUAAAAUAGAGAGGUUUUAAUGCUCCGUUUUGAACUGUUUGCAUGAGGCAAUAGAUCGUCAUCAGAGGUAGUUCCAGGAUUCUGUGAUGGGGCCCCGAGACAUAUCGUAACUGGAACAUUGGUUCUAAAUGUGAGCAAGGGAAAUUGUGCUUUGGGCAUACAUGUUUUUCAUUCCAGAAAAGAGAUGGUGGAAAGCAGCCCUGGGUUUGCUCUCUCUAAAUCUGCCUCUGAUUUAUAUACAUGUGUAUAUAUAUAUAUAUAUAGUUACGUUUUGGACUGACAAUAAAUGUAAUAGAGGGCAUUGUCUUUCAGUGGUGGUCUUGUGUCCUUUUUCACACUGCUUAAUAUGUGACUGCAUCUGCAAAAAAGAGUACAGAUCAGGUGCAGAUCCAAGGAUUUGUGGAGGGGGAGGGGGGUACGCAGGACAUGUUUGGAGGUAUUUGUUGAUGUUGGUGAAAAAAGGGGGCACAUGCCCCUCGGAACCUCCCCCUGGUUCCACAAAUGCGGAAUGACAUCAUUCAUAGGGUCGUUUGUAAAUGAUGUCCUGUGGAAAUUCAUUGUAGCUUAUGUUUGUCACCUGUUUUACAUCAAAAGGAAAGCAAGUUUCUGUGCAUUGCCAUGUUUAUUUUAAUUUUAAAUGAUGAAAUGACAGUUUGACACUAUAUCAAUAGAUUGAAAUACAGUCAUAAACCUCUUUAUACUCUGACCAUAAAAAACAAGAGACAACCGACAUAAUUGUUAGAUGUUUAAGAUUCCGGUCACAGAUAUUCUUCACCUGAAAUAUGUUGACAUGGUAUUCUUAUGACCAUCAGCUAUCAAAAAAUGCCAAAAACAUAUUUUGUAAGUUUUCCACAUUUAAACCCUUUUCCGCUAGAUACAGUCACAUAUAAUGUUAAAGUGAAACCUAAUUAGGUUUGUUUUGUUUUUAACAUGUCUAAAUGUAUUAUAAUUGUAUAUAAUAUAAAGUAUAUAAUUGUAGUUUAUAGUCCAAUUACAAGCCAUGAAUAGAGAAGUAUUACAUGUACAAGUUUGACCGCAUAAUUGUUUUGUUUGUGUGUUUUUAGUGAUAUACAUUUUUGUCUAACCUCUAUAAAGUCAAAAGACAACAUAUAGUUUUUUUUACCAGUGCUGGUGAUAGUGUUGUCUUUUGCUUUUAGAUCUACAUGAACGCAUUUCGUACAAAUGUAUAUUGCUUAUUUCUCACAAAACUGUAUGUCUCAGGUCAGUGCAACUGGAUGUGGAAACAAUGUGAAGGGCUCGAAAUUAACAACACCAACAGCAGCUGCAUUAUGAAUUGCCAUGGGUCAGCGGCUUUACCGAUGGCAAUUUUUUGAAGGGGUUAUUUGUGAUUUUUUAUACUUGUUGCAAAAGUUAAUGGUUUGAAAUUGCCAUAGGCAGGCUCAAGAUUACCAUAGGUGACCACUUUGCCUAUGGUAGAAACAUUUCAAAAUUGCCUUGGGUAACAAUUUCUUAAGUUUGAGUGCUGCAGUGCUACUUUGUUCUGUCUGUCUGAACCGUAACUUAAAUAAAAUAAUCACAAAUUUGCCGAGUUCCAUUCAUAUAAGGGGUGGGGGCAGGACGUUUUCUGAGUGUUGAAAAGUGUAUUAAAUUUGCUGAGUUCCAUUCGUAUUUGUUGGAGGUAAGGGUGGGGUCAGUUAGGAGAUGGCUGUUGAAAACAUAUUAACAUACAUGUAUAACUGACCCCUCCUGUUACUGGAAUCUUAAUUAGAAGACCGUGAUAUGAUAAAGGACGAUGGUUACAGUUGGACUGUUUUUAAGUGCUUGAUUUGAACACAAUACUGGUAGACAAUGAUAUGAAACACUUCUGAUGGUCGUUUGCAGUUUUUGAGUGCAUUUUUAUGUUUGAAAUGACUUGCCGGUGUAAUUGUUUAAUUCAUGGAUGUGCCAUAUACAGAUAUUUAUGUAAUGUAUGUAAUGUUGAAAAACGUAUUUACAGGUAGUACACUGCCUAUUGUGCUAGGGCAGUGUCUAGUUAUUGUAGACAUAAUAUGUACAGUGUAGCAUGUCAACACAAAAACAAAAGGGGAGACAAGGGCUGUGGAAUAUGACAGUAACUAGGGGUUGAUGUAGUUAAGUAUUGUAACGGAAAUUUUUGCCUGCGUCUCAGAACAGAAGACUGUGUCAAUGUCAGUGCUACGUUAUCGUAUCUAGGGGUUGGGGCAGCGAGAUUUGAUUUUCAGCUGGGAGCCAAUGCAUUAUCUUCAAAGUUGAGGGGAGGACAAUGCCCCCUCCCCCAAACUGUUUCUGGCAUUGACCUUACGGUAAACUCACUUUUUUUUAAAACCCCGCCACCCAUAAAAUUUUAAUGAUAACAGAGAAAAAAUUGCAGCACACCUGUCCAAGCCUCAAAGCAUAAAAUAAAAAAGAUGGUGUCUUCCCCCCCCCCCCCCAAUGUGAUAAUUCUGGAAGUCUUCUUUAAAACAUAUUCAUAGUAACAACCCACCCCCCAAAAAAAGAACCAAACCAAAAAAAAAAAAAAAACAAGUAAAAAAUCCCCACAAACAAACACAUUACCGUACACAUUGUAAUUUAAAAAAGGAAAAUAAUAAAAUCUGCUGCAACCAAAACAUUCCUAACUAAGACACACUAAUGUGCUUCGUCUGUAUUUUGUACUAAUUAGGAAUUUUCAAAUUUUAUUAACUUAAGUAAUUUGUUAUAUUCUAAAAUAUUUCUUAUAUUAACUGCUUUAUUGUGAUUGACUAUUAUAAUAAUCAUGUGAAUGUCUAUUGUUUUGCUUUGUCUAUAUUAUAUACACAAUGUUUUCAUUGUAAUUUAAGCAUUGGUUUUGUUUUGGGUUUGUUUUGGGUUGGGUUUUUUGUGGGGGGUUUUGGGGGGGGGGGGGGUAGUUAGGGGUGUGUGUGUCCAAGAGUAUAAAACUGGUACUGUAGUAUAUUAUGAAUAUGUGUUUCAUGAAUAAUGUCUCAGUCGAUGUAAUAGUUGUAUAAUGUAAAGAGUAAGUAC
Gigantopelta aegis is the source of this 7254-nucleotide messenger RNA. RefSeq lists its product as uncharacterized. Gene Ontology annotation, biological process: signal transduction. Lineage: Eukaryota; Metazoa; Mollusca; Gastropoda; Neomphalida; Peltospiridae. The record is from RefSeq and is a predicted model, not a curated record. The coding region runs from base 199 to 3843 and encodes 1214 amino acids. The transcript is spliced from 6 exons.